AUGGCAGUGGCAGGCUACCCGUCGCCAGAAGCAAUCCCCGAGGAGCAAGGGCAGCGGCGAGGCCGGCAGCAUCCGCAACAGCACGCUGCCGGCGGCCCGCCGCCGCUCAACUUUACUCUCCACGGCAAGCGGACCGGCAUCGCCAUGUUUGUGGUGUUUACCUUUUUCGACAGCCUCGUGCUCCCCGUGGGGCUAUACUUUGGCCUGUGGUACGGGUUCGGGCCGGGCAGCCCCAAGGACCAGCCGCUGAGCGCGAGCGUGGUCAUGACCAUCGUCACGGCCAUCAUCGGCGGCGCGAGCAUCUGGGAGCUGCUGCAGCGGGCGUGGAGGCUGGGGAGGAAGGGGAGUCGGUGCCGGGUCAGUUUUGGAGAGACGGACGCUUUCUGGAUGAUAUGGGACGCAGAACUGGGGCUAAUAUCACGCCUAAUGGCAAUGCCCGUCUCGACCGUCCUCCUCAUCUUCGGCACCGUCAGCCUCGCCCUCGACAUCCUCCGCUACUUCAGCAUCCCGGCGCCGCUGCGCAUCUCCUCCACCCGCAGGGGCGCCCAGCUGCGGCCCGGCAUCUACCCGCUGAUCGAAGACAUCUGCGCGGUCGACGGGGCCGGCAACACGGCCUUCCGCGAGAGCCUGAACCGGCGGUACAGCGACAGCGCCGUGUUCCGCGCCAUGCUGCAGCGGCUGGGCGUCUUUUGGGCCCUGGGCGCCGAGUGCUGCGCCGUCGCGACGCUGGCCCUGGUGCUCGGCCUCGACGACGGCCUCGACGACUACGCCUACGCGAUCGGCUGGGCCCUGCCGUGGGUGUGGGCGGCGCCCUGGGCGGGGGUUACGAUCUUCUACGUCAGGAGGGAGCUGGACAAGGAGCGGAGGGCUUGGGCGCUCGAGUUGGAUUCGUAUCGUAUAGUCUAG
This is a messenger RNA of Pyricularia oryzae 70-15, 906 nucleotides long. RefSeq lists its product as uncharacterized. NCBI's taxonomy places the organism in Eukaryota, Fungi, Ascomycota, Sordariomycetes, Magnaporthales, Pyriculariaceae. The transcript has 2 exons. The record is from RefSeq and is a predicted model, not a curated record. The coding region runs from base 1 to 906 and encodes 301 amino acids.